This is a messenger RNA of Trichoderma citrinoviride, 4254 nucleotides long. RefSeq names its product phospholipid-translocating P-type ATPase. The coding region runs from base 1 to 4254 and encodes 1417 amino acids. Gene Ontology annotation, biological process: endocytic recycling; phospholipid translocation; intracellular protein transport. The record is from RefSeq and is a predicted model, not a curated record. NCBI's taxonomy places the organism in Eukaryota, Fungi, Ascomycota, Sordariomycetes, Hypocreales, Hypocreaceae. The transcript has 4 exons. Gene Ontology annotation, cellular component: plasma membrane. Gene Ontology annotation, molecular function: ATPase-coupled intramembrane lipid carrier activity; magnesium ion binding; ATP hydrolysis activity.
AUGGCCGAGGGUCUGAACCGCUCCAAGUCGGACCAGGCCAGCAGCCUUGCCGACUACCCUCCCAGCUGCGGCGAGCCUGCGAUCCCCCCUGCGAAGACAAAGGCGAAGACGAAGGCAUCCGUCGUCCAGCGCAUCCGCCAUGUCGCCAGUUCGGUCUACCAGAAGGCUGUCGUCGAGGCGAUUCUUCAGCGAGGCCAGCUGGCCGCCUCGAAAGACGGACGCAAGAUACCCUUGCGGAUUGACAAUGACGAGGCCUUGAUCGAUUCCCGGCGCGGCCAGGCGUACAUCUCCAACAGCAUUCGCACGUCGCGGUACACUUUGUGGAACUUUGUGCCUAAGCAGCUCUUAUUCCAGUUUACUCGCAUCGGCAACUUUUACUUCCUCUGCGUUGGCAUUCCUCAGAUGAUUCCUGGCCUCUCGACGACGGGCUCCUACACGACGAUCCUCCCCCUCCUGUUCUUUGUAUGCUUGACCAUGUUCAAGGAAGGCUUCGAUGACUACCGACGACACCGCCUGGACAAGGUUGAGAAUGCAAACUUUGCGACUGUACUCGGCAAGGAGGACAAGUACACUGGCAAGACGAAGCGAGCACACUUUUUGGAUCGAUUCAAUCCCUUCCAUACGAAAACAACCAGCGAGCCUCGACCUGUCCCUGCCGAAGAGUUUCAAGGCGUUCGAUGGGUGCCAACGAGAUGGGCCGAUAUCAAGGUGGGAGACGUCAUUCGACUUGCGCGCGACGAACCUGUGCCGGCCGACAUUGCGCUCAUCUACAGCGAUGGCGAAAACAACUUGGCCUAUGUCGAUACCAUGGCGCUCGAUGGCGAGACGAAUCUGAAGAGCAAACAAGUGUGUCAUGCCCUCGAGGGAUGCGGCACCAUCCAAGGCAUUGCGAAAUGCGGUGCGGAAUUCGUCGCCGAGGACCCCAAUCCGGAUCUGUUCAACUUCAAUGGAAAAGUCACCGUCAAUGAGAAGGCAGUCCCUUUGACCCUUAACGAGAUCGUAUACCGCGGCAGCGUGCUUCGCAAUACAACGUGCGCCAUUGGAAUCGUACUCAACACGGGAGAAGAGUGCAAGCUGCGGAUGAACUCCAACCGGCAUCCAAAGGCAAAAAAGCCAGCUUUGGAGAGGGUCGUUAACCGAAUCGUCAUUACGCUCGCCUUCUACGUCGUCAUCCUUUCUGUUGGAGUGUCGAUGGGCUACAUCCUCUGGCAGCGAAGCACCGAGCGUCAUUCGUGGUAUUUGGCUCAUGCCAGUGUCCCCUUCCACGAGGUCAUCAUUGCUUUCAUCAUCAUGUUCAACAAUGUUAUUCCACUAUCUUUAUACGUGAGCUUGGAAAUUGUCAAGGUCGGGCAGCUGCUUCUUUUGAACUCGGACGUCGAAAUGUACGACGAGGAGUCGGAUACGCCGGCGCGAUGCAACACAAACACCAUUUUGGAAAACCUCGGUCAGGUUGGAUACAUCUUUUCGGACAAGACGGGCACGCUCACGGACAAUGUCAUGAAGUUUCGUAAACUCAGCGUUGCCGGUACCGUCUGGCUUCAUGAGAUGGACUUGGAGCCGCAGCCAUCGCAGAUCGAUGGAUCAGAUACUACUUCGUCAAUCGUCAAAGUUGACGUACCCAGUCGUGCCCCUUCGGUGAAUCGGAGGGACCGUACCUCCGUUGUCAUUCACGAGGAGUCUCUCGACAACGUGGACACGCCGAUGUCACCAAGGCCGUCAAUGGCAGGGCGACGAUCGUCAUCCCAAUGGCGAUCGACCGGCCGACCGGACCAUGUUCAGCCUGAUGUCAACACCUCUGACUUGCUCGAGUAUAUGAAGCUGCGGCCUCAUUCAGCGUUCACUAGGAAAACCAAAGAAUAUUUGCUCGCCAUGGCGCUGUGCCAUUCUUGUUUGCCGGAGCAGAAAGAUGGGAAGAUCGACUUUCAGGCCUCUUCCCCUGACGAACUCGCCCUGGUGAGAGCUGCGCAAGAGCUGGGAUACCUGGUGGUUCAACGAAACUCGAAGCAGAUCACGCUCCAGGUCACCCAGACUGAUGGGAGCGUUGAGCUUUUGAAAUACGAGAUCCUAGAUAUCAUCGAAUUCAGCAGUGCCCGGAAGAGAAUGUCCAUUGUCGUGCGCUACCCCGACGGUCGCAUCUCGGUCAUAUGCAAGGGCGCCGACUCGGCCAUCCUGCCUCGCCUGAGGCUGUCUUCGCUCGCCAUGCAGAAAGCAACAGAAGUCCGACAGAGCGCCGAUCUGGAGCAUGAGCGAUUCCGCCGCAGCGAGCAGCUCGAACCGCGCAACAGCUUCGGUGGCAGGCCCAGCCUGAGCGUUCGCCGCAAUCCCACCAUCACGCGGGAACGCAGCGUGCACCGGCCGUCGAUGGGCAAUCGAAGCAAGUCCUUUGAGCUCAACAAGCUGACCCGCCGGUCCGAGGAACGGCCACGCCCAUCGUUCAACCUCAAUUCACGAGGAGCAUCGUUCGACAUAUCAAACCGCCAUCUACUGAGUCCCAUGACGCCUCAUGCCCCCCAGCCGCUGGAUCCUCGUCUCAGCUUCUUGGAAGAUUCCGGGAUUUUCGACGAAUCUGAAGUGUUUACAAAAUGCUUCAAGCACUUGGACGAUUUCGCCACUGAAGGUCUGCGGACGCUCCUCUUUGCCCAGAAGUUCGUCUCGGAGCAGGAAUACAGGUCAUGGAAGAAGCUUUACGACGACGCUACCACCAGUCUCACAAAUCGGCAGGAAAAGAUCGAGGCCGCCGGAGAGAUGAUUGAGCAGGCAUUUGAGCUCGUUGGCGGAAGUGCGAUCGAAGACAAGCUUCAAAAGGGGGUACCUGAAACCAUCGACAGGCUGAGACGGGCCAACAUCAAGAUCUGGAUGUUGACGGGAGACAAGCGAGAAACGGCGAUCAAUAUUGCUCACUCUGCCCGGAUUUGCCGUCCCGGUUCCGACGUGUACAUUAUUGACGCCACGAAGGGCUCUCUCGAGACGCAGCUCUCGGCCAUGGCCGAAGAUCUGACCGUUGGCUCGAUCCACAGCGUCGUCGUCAUAGAUGGGCAGACCUUGGCGGCUGUGGAAAAGUCAGAGGCCCUUUCGGUGCAAUUCUUUGCCAUCAUGCUUCGGGUGGACUCGGUCAUUUGCUGCCGCGCAUCGCCCGCUCAAAAGGCCCUCUUGGUCCGAACCGUUCGGAGCAAACUCAAGGCGUACAGAGGCAAGAACCGGCGCGGGCUGACGCUGGCAAUCGGCGACGGCGCAAACGACCUUGCCAUGAUCCAGGCGAGCCAUGUCGGCAUUGGCAUCUCGGGCAAAGAGGGACUCCAGGCCGCGCGAGUGGCAGACUACGCCAUUGCACAGUUCCGGUUCCUGCAGCGGCUACUCCUCGUUCAUGGAAGAUGGAACUACGUCCGUACCGCCAAGUUCAUCGUGUGCACUUUCUGGAAGGAAAUGUUCUUCUACCUCCCUGCGGCGCAGUACCAACGCUACAACGGCUAUACCGGAACCUCGCUUUACCAGUCGGCAAGUUUGACCGUCUUCAACACGCUCUUUACGAGUCUCUGCACGAUCUGCAUGGGUAUCUGGGAGCAGGAUCUCCGAGCCGAAACCCUGCUGGCGAUCCCCGAGCUGUACAUUUACGGCCAGCGCAACAUGGGCCUGAAUUUCUGGAAAUACAUGCGCUGGAUGCUGCUCGCUGCCAUUGAGGGCGUGAUUACCUGGAACGGCAUCUGGGCUGGCUACGGAUGGGUGACGCCGGCGGCCAAGGACGAGAAUCUGUACGCCCUUGGGUCAUUGGUGUUUACGGUUGGCGUCUUUUAUUCCGGCUGGUUCGCCUGGCUGGCCUUCCUCGACGGCGUCUACGCGGCCACGCCGUCGGGCGACUACGACAUCCGGCACACCUUCACGCGGCUCUGGGGCGCGGACGCGGUGUGGUGGUCCACCGUCUUCAUCGUGCUGGCGUUCAUGGGCAUGAUGGAGCUGCUCUUCAAGGCGGCCAAGAGGGCGAUGCUGGUCGCGGGGCUGUGGCACUGGCCGCCGUGGCAGCAGCGCAGGGCGAGGCUGCGCGACAACGUCGAGGAGUGGGAGCUGGAGCUGUGGCAGGAGAUGGAGCAGGACGAGGCCGUGAGGAGGAAACUUGCUCGGAUGGCGAGGGAUGAUGGGGACGAUGGUGAUGUUGGUGUUGGUACUAUUCUUGAUGGUGAUGAUGAUGUUAUUAGGGUUGGGGGGGAAGAUGAGGAUGUUUUGGAGCAGAUUGAGGUGGAUAUUUCGAGGAGGUCGUGA